UAUAUAGCGGUCGAUAUCAAAAGAAGAUUUCGCCUCUCGCCACGAAAACCGGUCACCGGUUAGUUCCCUACCCGCUUCCCGUUGCUAUCUCAGUCAUUGUCGUCUCUCGCCCACGGUAGACCAGGAUCUUUUGCGAGGAAGCUAACCGAGUAAGCCAAACAGCAGCCAUGCCUCAGAUACAGAAACCAGCACCUCCUUUCUCCAAUACCGCUGUUGUAAAAGGACAAUUCAAGGAUAUUAGCCUCUCUGACUACAAGGGCAAAUAUGUUGUGCUCUUCUUCUACCCAUUAGACUUCACUUUCGUAUGCCCGACCGAGAUUAUUGCUUUCUCCGACCGCGUGAAAGAAUUCAACGAUAUCAACUGUGAGGUGAUCGCCGCAUCCACCGAUUCUCACUUUAGCCAUCUCGCAUGGGUGAAUACGCCACGCAAACAAGGUGGUCUCGGCGAAAUGAACAUUCCUCUGUUGGCGGACAAGAGCAGCAAGAUCGCCCGCGAUUACGGCGUACUCGACGAGGAUACGGGAAUUCCAUUCCGUGGCCUUUUCAUCAUCGAUGAUAAGCAGAUUUUGCGUCAAAUCACUGUGAACGAUUUACCUGUCGGAAGAUCCGUGGACGAAACUCUACGCUUGGUUCAAGCGUUCCAAUACACUGACAAGUAUGGCGAAGUUUGCCCGGCCGGCUGGAAACCCGGCAAGAAGGCCAUGAAGCCUGACGUCGUUGGCUCAAAGGAAUACUUCAAGGAUCAAUAAAAUAUCAGCGGACAAUAAAAUAUCAUACAAUAUUUCUUCAUACAUCCUGUUAAAUAUACUUAUGUGUGUGCGUUUUAUACUCUUUCGCCGCGUAAUUUUGCAAUUUGAAGCGUCUACACUUCCGUUUUUACUUAGUAUAACUAGGUAUAUAUUGUCGAAAUAGCACACAUUGAAAUAUUCAUUUCUAGUUUAAUAAAUGGGUUUAUUUUCUA
This is a messenger RNA of Formica exsecta, 961 nucleotides long. It is a transcript of the gene Prx2, whose product is annotated as peroxiredoxin 1. NCBI's taxonomy places the organism in Eukaryota, Metazoa, Arthropoda, Insecta, Hymenoptera, Formicidae. Gene Ontology annotation, molecular function: thioredoxin peroxidase activity. Gene Ontology annotation, cellular component: cytosol. Gene Ontology annotation, biological process: removal of superoxide radicals; cell redox homeostasis; hydrogen peroxide catabolic process. The coding region runs from base 168 to 749 and encodes 193 amino acids. The transcript is spliced from 4 exons. The record is from RefSeq and is a predicted model, not a curated record.